Messenger RNA from Sphaeroforma arctica JP610, 357 nucleotides. RefSeq lists its product as hypothetical. Bases 1 to 357 code for a protein of 118 amino acids. The record is from RefSeq and is a predicted model, not a curated record. The transcript has a single exon. NCBI's taxonomy places the organism in Eukaryota, Ichthyosporea, Ichthyophonida.
AUGAUACUUCGAGAAGUUAUGGGCGAACCGGCAACCGACAAUUUUCUAGUGCCUGGUCCAACGGAUAUCAAUAGGAAGGUAUGGCCACGGGACGCCCAAGAGAGGGCCUCUAACUUGCGGUACCUUGAUGUGCAGAUAUUUGCGUCUGCUCAGGUACCCCACAAGUUCGAGGUGUGGGUAGGUCCAGCAAUGGUGGUGGCUCUGGAAACGCCGGUACACUAUGUAGUGAGAAUAGUAGCGACCGAAAAGUUGUUUCAAUUGCACGUGAAUGACUUGAAGGCAUACCGACGGCCGAUGGGCCAGCCUGAGCAUGGGGCGGCGGAGCGGUGUAUGCACGCUUCGGUAUACACGAAUUAG